This is a messenger RNA of Prunus armeniaca (apricot), 912 nucleotides long. NCBI's taxonomy places the organism in Eukaryota, Viridiplantae, Streptophyta, Magnoliopsida, Rosales, Rosaceae. The record is from the annotation of a GenBank genome assembly.
AUGGGUGGGACAGUGCUGCCGCCGUUUGACCUAGAUCCCCCACCCAGGCUGCCGCUCGAGAUGGAGGAGCUAUUCCCUGCAGGUACCGAGGAUAUAGACUUUGCCUCGGUUCGACGGGAGGCGAAGGAGGUAACCCUGGCCAUGCAUCGCCAGGAAGUGCCUCUUGUCAACGCCUUCCUGACUGGGGUAAAGAUUGAUGCGGGGGAGCUCGCUCGGACCAAGGCCACGGACUUCUCCGAUCGGGUGCAGAAGACGGUGCUCUCUGCCGCCAAUGUAAGUAGUCCUGUGCCUUUGACUCCCUACCAGUGCAAUUGUGAUCUGCUUAUGAACAUACCUUUCUUGCAGGCUUUUGGGGAUAUGUACCUUACCCUAGCCAGGGCAGAGAGAGAGGUGAACCUGGCCAGACGCCAUUCCGAGGCAGCCAAGGCUGCUACCGCCGAGGCUCAGGCUGCCCUCCGGGAGAGGAAUGCGCUGCAGCUGAAGGUGGGGAGGUUGGAGCGGGAGCUGAAGGAGACGACCCGGCGGCUGGAGGCUGUGGAGGAGGCUAGGCUCGAGUCUGAGAGGAGGAGGACCGAGGAGCUGAGCAGGGCUCGUGCCGAGGCUGUGGAGGAGUAUCAGGGCUCAGACAGGUUCAAGAGCCUUGUGCUGGACGCGAUGGUCGAGGAGCAGUAUGGGUGGGAGAAACAGGUUGCGAGGUUUAAUCCAGGGUUGGAUAUAAACUUCGACACCAGUGGUGUUCCUCCUCCCAUUCCUUCCGGUCGGGAGUCACUGUUUGCGGCCACACCAUCUGCCGAAGCCACGAGUCCUUCGGAGGCUGAGACGCGGGGAGGUGCCGAUGCUAGCGGAGGGGAGUCGACCGUGGAUCCCGACACAGCUGCCGAGGAUGAGGCGGACGACCAUGCUGAUGCCUGA